This is a messenger RNA of Theileria orientalis strain Shintoku, 2928 nucleotides long. RefSeq lists its product as hypothetical. Bases 1 to 2928 code for a protein of 975 amino acids. The transcript is spliced from 4 exons. The record is from RefSeq and is a predicted model, not a curated record. NCBI's taxonomy places the organism in Eukaryota, Apicomplexa, Aconoidasida, Piroplasmida, Theileriidae.
AUGAUUUUGAAGGAAACAAUGUAUUUACAUCCUACGGAUCCUUUGAAUCAUUUAACCGGUCAAAAAUGGACCGAAAACCCGAACUUUCAAACAAAUCCAUUGCUUAUGCCAAUGGGCCAAAAUCCACUCAUGGAUAUCCUGCUCAACUACCAAGAUAUCCUAUCAUACCUUACCAAAAACAACAAAAAAUCUAAGGUUGGAAAAAUCUACGGAAUGUGUUCAAAUGCCGAAAUGCACCAGAGGUUUAUAAAGGGAUUGGCAAGCGUUUUCGAGGUGGGAUGUAACGGUGUGUUAGAAGAAAGCCUAGCCAUCAAGUCUAACGUACCUUAUGUAAAGAGAGCAAUAUUUGUCCCGGGCAAAGUAAGACCAGUGGUAUGGUGUAGAAGAACCGUUUACUACAUGCUGUACCACUUUGUGGACGCCGACAUCAUCAAGAAGCCAUACCUGAUGAACGUUAAAUUCACCUACGCUGACAUCUUUCACUUUUUACUGGACAGGAUGAUGAGCAUAGUCAACGACCUGAAAGAACAGUCAUGCUCAAAACACAGAGGAUACAUUGAGUGUUUAGAAAUAAUCAUAAGGUUUCUAAUAUACUCUAAUGAAAUUCUGCUUGACUACGAAAAAUACUGUCCAGUUACAGUAUUUAAGUUCAUCAGGCAUUGUAUGAAACUGCUCAUUAUAAGCUACAAAGAUGUUAACAAGGUAAUCAGAAUAGAGUCGCAAAACUUAGGAGAAGUCCAGCAGGCGGAUCUGGAUGAAACUUCAAAGUUGGUGAAGGAAAUUCUGGUAUACCAAUCACCGUACGAGGAGGAGUUCUGGUCGUACAGGCUUCUGCUAAUGGUCCCAAAUUUAGUAGGAAAAACCAAUACGACGCUGACUCAGCUGUCAAGCUGUGUACCGGCGAAAUUCAGAGACAGCGAGAUGGUUCAAGUAUCACUAGAGGCAUGUUUGGCUGCAUCAUUGUUGAAUACAAUAAAGUACUUUGAAAUCAUGAAAAGCGACAGGUGCAAACCAUUACAGGCAGCACUGAUGAACUACGUUGCUAUUCAUUUAAGAACAAGGUACUUGUACGAAAUGGUGGUCACUAAAACGGUAAAAGAUAUCGAUCCUUCGAAUAUCUUUCAACACGAAAAUAACAUGGGAUAUUUAGAUAUAGGUUUAAUUAAUUACCAAAAGUUUCUAGGAGGAUACAACAUUCAUUUGGAUUCAGUUAGUAAAAAAUUGGUUUAUGAUUCGAUGUACACUGAUAAACUAAAGAAAGACGUUAAAAAUAUUGUCCACAUAAAAGGAACCUACGGCUCUCCAAGCAUUUCGGUACGAGUAAAACUAUCAGAAUAUGAAUCGCGACAGAUUAUAUUUGAUCCGGACUAUAAAUUUCCUACCGUCAUCGAAACUGACAGUCCUCACUGUCUGUUUGACGAAUCGAGAUCAUCAGGAACCGAAGAAUCUAGUUAUGCAGACGACACAGAAGAUACUCCAACUGACAAUGAACACAAUACACCAAUCAAUGCAGAUGUUACAAAAGCCGACGAAAAAAAUGUCGCAACACACAAAACACCGGAAAGCGCGUCGUCAACAGUGAAUAAUAAAGAACCUGAAAAUGUCGUUGACGCCCAUCCGGUGUUAUCACACAAUACACCAAUCAAUGCAGAUGUUACAAAAGCCGACGAAAAAAAUGUCGCAACACACAAAACACCGGAAAGCGCGUCGUCAACAGUGAAUAAUAAAGAACCUGAAAAUGUCGUUGACGCCCAUCCGGUGUUAUCACACAAUACACCAGUCAAUGCAGAUAAUACAAAAGCCGACGAAAAAAAUGUCGCAACACACAAAACACCGGAAAGCGAGUCGUCAACAGUGAAUAAUAAAGAACCUGAAAAUGUCGUUGACGCCCAUCCGGUGUUAUCACACAAUACACCAGUCAAUGCGGAUCAUACAAAAGCCGACGAAAAAAAUGUCGCAACACACAAAACACCGGAAAGCGCGUCGUCAACAGUGAAUAAUAAAGAACCUGAAAAUGUCGUUGACGCCCAUCCGGUGUUAUCACACAAUACACCAGUCAAUGCAGCUGUUACAAAAGCCGAUGACCAAAAAAUGAAUACCGAUGAAGAUGACGAUAUAAUAGAGAUUUUGGAAGAUUUCAUUAGGGUCCCUAGGUAUGAUCUAACGUAUAUAUUAUUGAUACCUUCUCCGUGCCGUCAUACACUGUUAUGGAUAGCAAGAACAACAAACGAUACUUUAAAAAAUAAAACACUGAUAAUACUACCAACCCCUCUAGUUCGGAAAAUAUUAGAGUUAGAAUUUCCGAAUUUAGUUUAUCGUAGUAUAUUAGCGUAUAAAUUGAAGUCUGUUGUUGCCAGGGAUAUAUUGAAGAGGAUAUUUGUACCAAUUGUCGUAAAUAGCAUAUAUGAUCAAGAUUUACAAAUUGAUGUUUCAGAGAAUGCAAAUCGUUUUGAAACAAUAGAAGACCUACUUAAACCAUCGCUGUUGUCAAAAAUAAAUGAAGGUAUAGAAAUGGGAGAUUAUUCACAAAUGGAAACAGACUUUGAAGAAGAAUAUCUUAAGAUAAACAAUCGUGUAGUCGAUGUCAAGACGGUUGUUAGGCUUUUUAUACAAAGUUAUUUAAGAGCAACGGGAAACACUGGUGCAAGGAGAACCUCACGGAACAAUGCAUCAGCUAAUAGGAACACUGUCAAUACAAAUUCUGCACAGAAUAAUAGAACAGUUAAUUCAGAUUCUGCUCGUUCUUAUGGAGAUAGAGAUCACCAAUCGGACGAAACAGAAUCUCCUAAAAGUAGAUCACACAAUUGGGCACAGUACCAAGGGGAAAUAAUACGGAGACGACAGAGGAAGCUGGUACACAAAACAAUGCGAAUGGUUUUCAGUUUUCAACUACCGGAAAUACUGCUGCACAAACGAUGGGUGGCCUAG